Messenger RNA from Pedinophyceae sp. YPF-701, 1329 nucleotides. The record is from the annotation of a GenBank genome assembly. Lineage: Eukaryota; Viridiplantae; Chlorophyta; Pedinophyceae.
AUGAGCGAGGCCGAGGAACUCGAGCGCGCGUACCGCGAUAGCCUCGUCGACCUGACGGUCGCCAAGGCGCACAUUAGCAGCAUGACGAUGAUCGCUGAGGAGAACAAGCCCUAUGCUGGUGUCCUGGUGGCGGCCAUUGCCGACCACAUGAUGCGAUGCCCGCCCACGCAGCGGCUGGCAGUCAUAUACUUGAUCGACUCCAUCCUCAAGAACGCAGGACCGCCCUACAUCGCCCUGUUCUCGCGGCACGUUUACCCGUGCUUCAUGCAGGCCUGGGAAACCGCGGACUCGCGCAGCCGCGAGCGUCUGCAGCGCCUCCUCAACACGUGGGGCCCUAUUUUCGAUGGCUACGGCUACGAGCGGGGCUACGGCGGCUACGGCGCGGGGGGAUACGACGGCGGCGGCUACGAGCGCGGCUACGGUGGGUACGAUGACGGCUGGGGAGGUUACGCGGGAGGGGGGGGGUACGGCGGGGAUGCGGGGUACGGGCAGGCUGGAGGCGACUGGGGCGGUGGGUACCAGGACGGCGGUGCGCAGGGGUACGGCUACGACGGUCAGGGGUGCUAUCAGGAUCAGGGGGGAGGUCAAGGGGGGGGUUGGGCGCCGCCGCAACGCGAGGCGCCGCCGCCGCAGGGCGCACCUGGAGGCGUGGAUGCGUCGGCGCUGAUGGACCAGCUCGUCGCGGCGGGCGUGAUCGGCGGGGACGCGAACGCCGGCACCGACGUCGCGGGCGCCGACGGCGACUGGACGCCGGCGGCCGAGGAUCUGCAGUUCGACCACGACGCGCUGAAGCACGGCGCGAAGACCGACGCCCUGCGGCGGCUCGAGGGGGCGUCCGCGAAGCACCGCGGGGGCAUCCUGGACAGGCUCUUCCUGCGGCGUGGGUCCCGGGAGCCGCAUCGGAUCUGGUUCGCCACGGUCGACACGUGGAUCCAGGCGACGAGCAUGGACGUGCCGGCGCGCAAGGUCGAAGACCGCGGGCCGGAGCCGCCGGACCCGGCCACGUGCAGCGUGCCCGUGGAGAACGCAGAGGGCCAGACUCACUGCGCGCUGAGCGGGGAGGAGCUGGAGGCGACGUGGGACGACGGGGAGCAGAAGUGGGUGUACCGCGGGGCGCUGCGGCUGUACGGGGAGGACGCGGAGCGCGAGGGAGUCCCCGCGGGGAGUGUUGUGCUGGCGACGUGCAUGACGAUGGGGCGCAAGUUCACGUCGCUGAUGAACUCGCCCGCGCGGUCGCCGUCGCCGCCAGGGAUCGCGUCGCCAGCGAUGUCGCCGCGGCGGACGGAGGAGGCCGACGAGCCGCCGGAGAAGCGACGCAAGGUUGAGUGA